Pollicipes pollicipes is the source of this 1250-nucleotide messenger RNA. RefSeq names its product disks large homolog 1. Gene Ontology annotation, cellular component: apical plasma membrane. The record is from RefSeq and is a predicted model, not a curated record. NCBI's taxonomy places the organism in Eukaryota, Metazoa, Arthropoda, Thecostraca, Pollicipedomorpha, Pollicipedidae. The transcript has 7 exons. Gene Ontology annotation, biological process: protein localization to plasma membrane. Gene Ontology annotation, molecular function: protein-membrane adaptor activity; signaling receptor binding. The coding region runs from base 195 to 1250 and encodes 351 amino acids.
UCGGCUAAGGGUCCCGUGCCUGUGAGUCCGUGCGGGUCGCGCGAGUGGUGGCGUGGGGCGUGAGGUGCGUUUGUGGGGGUGAAGUGUGAGAAAGAGCUGAAGAGGCGAAGUGUUUGGGGGAGUGAAACGAAACAUAAUUGGAUAUUUGGCAGUGCCUCUGCUCGCUAGUUCGGUUACAGUCUCCCCAUUCCAUCAUGUUCCACUUCAAAAGGAAGGACAAAGAUGACAAGAAAAAGGAUAAGGAGAAGGACAAGGAUAAGAAAAAGGACAAAAAGGAGCGGCGGAUCACAAUGGAGGAACUCCGCCGGCUUGAGGAGGCACGUCGAAGUCUGGUCGGCAAGACCAAGAAGAAGGACAAACUGCCCAGCGGUAUCACUGCCGACUACAUGGAGAGCUUUACGCAGGCAGAGCGCGAGGCGCUGGCCAGCCGGGGCGCGUUCGGCGGCGCCGGGGCACCACCGCGGCCGCCCAAGCGCGGCAUCCUCAGGGGCAGCCUGCAGGACUACCAGCUGGUGGCGGACCACAUCGAUGACCACAACGUCGUGGCCGAGAACACGGUGCGCAAUGAGGUCAUUAACUACGAGCGGUUGAUCCAGCGGCGGACAAGCGGCGCUAGCGGCGGCAGCGGCGCCAGCGUGCCGCCGCUGCCGCCUAAGGGGCCGCCGUCGCCGACGCCGUCACCGGGCGGCGAGUUCGGCUUCGCGCUGCGCCGCUCCAUCCUGCUGGAGCGCACGGCGCGCGGCGACAGCCAGCGCACGGUCAUAUUCGCCGAGCCGGGCCGCGGCGCCGCCGGCGCACACGGCGACACCGGCCUCCUGCCCGGCGACCGACUCAUCGAGGUCAACGGUGUCAACGUGGAGACGGCCGAGCGCGAGCAGGUGGUGGCGUUAAUCAGGAACUCAGGAGACGCCGUGACGCUCAAGGUGCAGCCGAUUCCGGAGGUGUCGGAGCUGUCGCAGCGGCAGGCGGCGGACGGCACACGGGUACCAGUGGCGGACGGCCUCGACCCCGUGCGGCGAGACGGCACCCUUCGCCGCACGGGCAGCCUCAGGUUCGCCAACAAGAUGCGCCCGAUGAGCUCGGCCGCCUUCCGGACCUCCGUCGGCCGCGACCGCCGGCCGCUGCGCCGCGAGAACCUGCUCGAGCUGGCCUCCAAGGUGGUAAAGACGUCCGACUUUCAGGAGGGCAAGCGCGUGUCGCAGCUGAUCACGCUUGAGAUCAGCGACGAGGAUGAGCGCGGAAACGGCUGA